Messenger RNA from Cryptomeria japonica (Japanese cedar), 600 nucleotides. Its product is annotated as leucine-rich repeat receptor-like serine/threonine-protein kinase BAM1. The record is from RefSeq and is a predicted model, not a curated record. The transcript is spliced from 2 exons. Gene Ontology annotation, molecular function: protein binding. The coding region runs from base 1 to 600 and encodes 199 amino acids. Lineage: Eukaryota; Viridiplantae; Streptophyta; Pinopsida; Cupressales; Cupressaceae.
AUGUCUCAUCCUUGCAUUCACUUGAUCUCUCUGUCUGUGGUCUCAGUGUUUCCAUACCUUCCAAUUUGUUGCAGCACUCCUCAAGUUAUGAGCAACUUUCGCCUGUCUAAAAACAGUGUACAUGGAGAAAUUCCUCCUUCCAAUGCAAACUUUUCAGAACUUCAGACACUAGCUCUUAAUGACAAUGACUUAAUAGGGGACAUUCCACCAUUUAGAUCUCCAAUGGGGCUGUCGUCUAGUCUUUCGAGGAUUGAUCUUUCAUUUAACAAUUUGAAAGGCAGCAUACCAUACAAUAUUGGUAGGCCUUCCUUCCUCAAAUAUCUGGUUCUGCAUGACAACCAGGUAAGUGGCGAUAUCUCAAGCUCUUUGCGUCAUCUUUCAGUGUUAAAACAACUUGAAUUAUAUAACGACAACAUGCUUUCUAGAUUAAUACCUCGGGGAAAGCAGUUUUCAAUUUUUGAUGCUUCUUCAUUUCUAGGGAACCCCAAACUUAGGGGGCCUUCCCUGAAAAAUAGAACACAGAUCACUGGUAAAGGUGAAAGAGGCAAGGACGUAGAGCUGAAUAGUACAGGAGUUGCAGAUAUAGAUAAAAUGGAUUGA